Molecule: messenger RNA, 1187 nt
Organism: Aspergillus alliaceus
Lineage: Eukaryota; Fungi; Ascomycota; Eurotiomycetes; Eurotiales; Aspergillaceae
Product: uracil phosphoribosyltransferase
Exons: 4
Coding region: 375-1118 (247 amino acids)
Source: RefSeq, a predicted model, not a curated record
UGUUAUUCUAGUCCCUUUACUAACCUACUAGUACUUGGCUUGGUGUCAAGACAGUCCACAGAAGCCAAUUAGAGAAUCAUAUUUCCCCGCCCGGCAGUACCUACCCAACCCCCACAAUUAAUGUGUAACUGAUCUGUUUAAGUCUCUCUCCCCCUCUCUCUCUUAUCAUUGCCCCUACUAUUAUACCUCAUUACUUUCAUAGCUAUCAUAGCCUUAUUUUGACCAUAGAACUUUUCAUUUGUUCGUUGCCGUUGCCGUUGCCGUUACCGUUACCAUCAUUUACCCCAUAUUGCUAUCUAUGCUGGGAUCAAGCGGAGGAAGCAAAAAAGGGUCUAAAUAAAAAGAUUGGCAAUAUCGAAGAUACUCCGUUGGCCAUGGCUAAUGAACAAAUGGAGACGGUUCCUUCACCAGCCCAAGGCGUUGGCCCAUUUUAUAGACCUGAUGGUGAAAAGCCAACGGCGACUGUGUCGAAAGACAUACCCUAUGAAAACGUCCAUGUCUUACCUCAAACGCCCCAGUUAAUUGCGCUUUUGACUAUGAUCAGAGAUAAAAGAACUGCGCGUGCCGAUUUCAUAUUUUAUUCUAACAGGAUCAUCCGUUUAUUGGUCGAAGAGGGCUUAAACCACCUUCCAGUGGUUGAACAAUCGGUUACAACUCCUGUAGGCCGUACCUAUCUCGGGGUCAGGUUUGAAGGGAAAAUAUGUGGCGUAUCUAUUAUGAGAGCAGGUGAGGCAAUGGAGCAGGGUUUGAGAGAUUGCUGUCGAUCCGUUCGUAUUGGGAAAAUCCUGAUACAAAGAGAUGAAGAAACAUGCAAGCCAAAGCUCUUUUACGAGAAGCUCCCUGCUGAUAUUUCCAGUCGGUGGGUUUUGCUCCUUGAUCCAAUGUUCGCAACUGGGGGUUCUGCAACGCUUGCCGUCGAGAUAUUAAAGGCGAAGGGAGUACCGGAGGACCGUAUUCUGUUCCUCAAUCUUAUCGCAAGCCCAACAGGAGUCGCAGAUUUCGCGGAACGGUUUCCUAGGCUUAGGGUUGUAACUGCCUUUAUUGACCAAGGCCUGGAUGAGAAAAAGUACAUCAUACCAGGACUUGGUGAUUUUGGUGAUCGAUAUUACACCCUGUGAUCCAUUUUCUACAAUGUAGUGUAAUCACUACCGCUUAUAGAGUAAUUCACAUUCUCCUUGAAGUGCUUA